This is a messenger RNA of Schizosaccharomyces japonicus yFS275, 1011 nucleotides long. RefSeq lists its product as hypothetical. NCBI's taxonomy places the organism in Eukaryota, Fungi, Ascomycota, Schizosaccharomycetes, Schizosaccharomycetales, Schizosaccharomycetaceae. The coding region runs from base 1 to 1011 and encodes 336 amino acids. The transcript has a single exon. The record is from RefSeq and is a predicted model, not a curated record.
AUGUCAGAAGAAGAAGAAGCCGUCAAGUUGAAACGCAAAUCAAAGUUGCGCCGUGGACUAAUACGUUUCCAACGAUUUAUUAUGAACAUGGUCCUUUGCAAUGCUGUGCAACCCGUUGAUGCUAAGCAAACUCUACUUAAAAUACAGCUAGAAUCGGAUAAGAGACCCGUUGAAUUGCCUAAUGAUCCUCUGCUACUACAGCCGCCAAAAAACGCAAAAGGAACGGUCAGUCGGAUGGACGUUGUAAGCUGUAACAGCGCGGCAGAGAAGAUGAUUGCCAUUGGAAGCCCAUCCGGUGUACUGAACUGGCACUGGGCUUGUCGUGAAUUUGUAUACCAUUUGGCACAACUCGAAAAACAAUGUAACCUGCAAAAUGAAAUCAAUAAGAACCUCGGUAUUUCCGAACAUCGGCUUCGAAUGAUCAAGUGCUUGACUGUUUGGAAUGACAAAGCUGGAAUGAAUUUUGGACUUGAAAGCAUCGAAUGUGCAGUAGCUAAAAGACGCGAAAUAUUCAUUCGCCUUGUCGCUGGUCAAAGACUCUGGACUAUGAGUUCUGAGCUGAAUCGUCUUUCGAUGUUAGUGAACUCAUUCCGCGUGCUUGAGCAAGAAAGUCAAUAUGAACUACCACUUUCUGAGACGGAACUCGUAUUCCGACAUCGGGUUUGCAUGUUCCAAUUCGGUCAUCCAGCAUUUUACUUUUUACCAAUGUUCAACGAAGUACAGUUGUAUUACGCAUGGUGCAGUUUUCUUUCCGCCUCCGUCGAACACAACUGUCCACUGGAGAUUCCGUGGAACCGACCCAGCAACGUUGGUGAUCCAAUGAAUCGUUGGGAAGAGUUGUUGCAGCUAGCCCCUAAUCAAGCGUGUAGGAACUGGAUACACAUUCUGUUUCUCACGGAAUUGCUACCAAAGAAUUUGGUUCUAUAUGAAGUUGACCCACAAAUACCCAUAUCUCAGACGGCAGCCUAUUUGCGCGACGGGCUUCGGAAAGGAUUGAUUUUCUGUUUGUAG